Messenger RNA from Manduca sexta (tobacco hornworm), 980 nucleotides. Its product is annotated as succinate dehydrogenase assembly factor 2-A, mitochondrial-like. Gene Ontology annotation, biological process: mitochondrial electron transport, succinate to ubiquinone; mitochondrial respiratory chain complex II assembly; tricarboxylic acid cycle. The transcript has 3 exons. The record is from RefSeq and is a predicted model, not a curated record. NCBI's taxonomy places the organism in Eukaryota, Metazoa, Arthropoda, Insecta, Lepidoptera, Sphingidae. Gene Ontology annotation, cellular component: mitochondrion. The coding region runs from base 181 to 648 and encodes 155 amino acids.
GCUAGGUUAGGUUUAAGUGGUAACACUGGGGUCUGCCGCUGGGCGCUGUCGCCUACAGCCUGUCAUUUGUAAAUGUCAAUUACAUUUGAUUGCUGUCAAUUGUCAAGCGUCUUUUAUUUUCCAUCACAUUGUUGAGUUCUAUAAAAAUAAAUAGGAAGAUAAAUUAACGUUAUAGAAUUUAUGCAAUUUGCUAGUUUGAUAGUAAAUCACAUCAAGAUGUUUCGCCCCCGGAUUACAUGUUCAACUAUCAAUGUGCUAAGGACACUGCAAAGUGUAGGGUGCUAUAGCAACACAGCGGGGACAGUGGACACCACCUACAUGGAAAUUCCUCUUUAUGAUGUAGACAAACCUCAAACCCUUGAGAAACGUAAGGCAAGACUUCAUUACCAAUCGCGCAAAAGGGGAAUGUUAGAAAAUGAUCUGUUGCUGAGCACUUUUGCCAAGAAAUAUUUAGAUGAUUUCUCUGAGGAGCAGACUAUGAUGUAUGACCGCCUCAUUAACUCACCAAGUAACGACUGGGACAUCUUCUACUGGAUCGUUGAGAAAAAACCAACUCCCAAAGAGUUUGAUAAUGAAAUUAUGAACCUCUUAAAGAGACAUGCCAAGAAUGAAGAAAGAACAGCUCUACGUCAACCUGACCUACACUAAAGUUCAAUAACGAUCGCGCCUGUAGUGUCUUAGUUUAGAUAGCAGUAUUUGCAAUGCAUGUUUCGAAGUAUUAGAUAUAUUAUAAUAAAUUAAUUGUUUAGUCACUUUAUCAACAAAUAUUGUAUAUCUGUGAAGUUGUUAGAUGUACAUACAUUAAUGUAUUCGGGAUAGUUUUGAUAUCAACAUUUUAUUUAAGUUACUUCUUAACUCGUUAUUUCUGUUUAGAUUAUCACUUAACGAUUUAUAGUAUUGGACUUUUUGUAGAUGUAGGAAAAUAAAAAUAUUGGUAAAUUGUUAGUGGUGGCCAAAUAAAACAGUUAUGUAAAGUAAAA